GGAACGUAUUGGAUUGAACAGGUACGGGGAGAUGCUUUUUAAAUCCUCAUUGACAGAGAACAAUGACCCAAUGAAAGAAGGGUAAGGAGGGCCGACAGAAUGCAGGGCGAACAAGCCACUCGAUGCCAGCAGUGUACAGUCAACAGUAUACAAGGAAGCACAGCUAUUCGUUGGUUGAAGAAGGAAUAUCUAGCGUAGGGGUGAAUCUGUUGGGGAUGGGAAGUAGCCCGAGGGUUUUCAAAACCGACAGAUGGAAUUCCAAUGCGAAUUAGUCGAACAAGUGGACUUUACACGGACAGUGGAUCGUUUCUCAUGCUCGAUCCUUUGUACUAUUUAUUACUCCUGGGCCUGGUCCUCGACUCGAGAAUCCCAACUAGGUUCAGGGCUGGGGCCGCCUCACCCAGCGACUCGGUCCAAAGGGUGGGUUGAUGGAGCCUGCAUGCUUGCCACGACGACGGGACGGCAAGACAGGACAGGACAGGACAGGACAGGACAGGACAGGACAGGACAGGGCAGGGCGGGAGAACUUCCGGGGAAGAGCUGGGCUUCUUCCGGGGGAGGAGAAGAGCAAAGGAAUUAAAGAAGUAAAGAAAAAAACCGGGUCGCCAAGGGAUGGAG
Molecule: messenger RNA, 618 nt
Organism: Aspergillus japonicus CBS 114.51
Lineage: Eukaryota; Fungi; Ascomycota; Eurotiomycetes; Eurotiales; Aspergillaceae
Exons: 1
Coding region: 251-580 (109 amino acids)
Source: RefSeq, a predicted model, not a curated record